Molecule: messenger RNA, 309 nt
Organism: Protopolystoma xenopodis
Lineage: Eukaryota; Metazoa; Platyhelminthes; Monogenea; Polystomatidea; Polystomatidae
Source: the annotation of a GenBank genome assembly
GUGGCUCGCAAUAUUGGAAAAGCGGUUGGUCUCUUUGCGACUAAAAUUGAGGCACUGGCUAGCCAUGAUGUUUCUGCGAAUCAGCUGAUCGGACCCUCCAGCUCUGCCCAACUGAUCAACACAACUCUAAUUAAUCUGGUCUGCCGUUUCGGCUCUGAUCUCAUUUCCGUCACAAAUCGCCGGAUCCAGAACCUUCGGGGCUCUACUCAUCCCAUCUCCGGUGUUGGCUGCAGUUUGUAUAAACAAGUUAGUUUGACUGUCGAAUUGACCCUAUAUUCACUUGCUUGUCUUAAAUGCAAGCAUUUUUAA